Molecule: messenger RNA, 351 nt
Organism: Gongylonema pulchrum
Lineage: Eukaryota; Metazoa; Nematoda; Chromadorea; Rhabditida; Gongylonematidae
Source: the annotation of a GenBank genome assembly
AUGUGCAUAUUUCAGAUAAAGCCGGUUUCGAGGGAUGAGGUAAGCGCCGAAUAUUUGCCUCCGGAAAUGAAGGAUGGGAAUACGGAUAUCGAUCCAGGUGCUGUGCAUGUAUUUUGUCUUGGCGAGGUCCUUCGAUUUGCGGGUGCUGCUGAAUCAGGCAAUGCAGACUUGUUUUCAAUGUUGAAUGUGAUGACAGUGGCUCACGUCGCCACACGUCCUUCCGUCACUCGACUUGGGCAAAUGGCCAAAAAUAAGCUUGCGAUACAGAAUCCAAGAGCACUGCUGGCCGAAAUGUACAUACUAGUAAUGGGUGACGAAGCGGAGGACAUCGACGAUGUAAGCCACUCAUAA